Molecule: messenger RNA, 2790 nt
Organism: Syngnathus typhle (broad-nosed pipefish)
Lineage: Eukaryota; Metazoa; Chordata; Actinopteri; Syngnathiformes; Syngnathidae
Gene: slc6a16a
Product: solute carrier family 6 member 16a
Exons: 12
Coding region: 271-2355 (694 amino acids)
Biological process (GO): sodium ion transmembrane transport
Cellular component (GO): membrane
Source: RefSeq, a predicted model, not a curated record
GCUGUAGUAAAAGUCAGCUCUCACUUGCCCUGGCUUGCUCUCGCCUGCUCUUAUUUGGUUUGCUCCAAACGCGUGAGUGACCGCGUGGCGAUUCCAAAGUGACCAGACGCAACUCAAGUUAUCAAGAAAAAACGAGUUCGGGGCAGAAGGACAAGUUUUCAGGAGAAGUACCGUCUGUAGAAUUGUCCUAAUAAUAAGAAUUGAAAGAAAAGCAAGAUCAGGAUCGUUUUGUCACUUGAGUGCGUCGUUGGAGCGUGCUGUCUGUCAAUCAUGACAGAGAAAGCCACGCUGAAUGAAGACGAGGACGGCGCAUGGCUGACUGAGAGUCAGUCUCAAGUGGCCCUCAGUUCCGACGCCAACCAAGCCGGCGAUGGAGACAGGCCAGCCUGGGAUUCCAAGAUCCAGUACGUGUUGGCCCAGGUGGGCUUUAGUGUUGGCUUGGGGAACGUGUGGAGGUUCCCCUAUCUGUGCCAUCAGAACGGUGGCGGGGCCUUUAUGCUGUUGUAUGUUUUUCUUCUGGCUGUGGUUGGCGUUCCCCUCUUCUUCAUGGAGUUGGCGGCCGGACAGAGCAUCCGGCAAGGAAGCAUCGGCGUGUGGAAGCACAUUUCCCCCAAACUGGCCGGCAUCGGCUACUCCAGCUGCUUGGUUUGUUUUUACGUGGCUCUGUACUACAAUGUGAUUAUUGCAUGGAGCCUUUUCUACAUGGGCAACUCCUUCCAGUAUCCUCUCCCGUGGGAGAACUGUCCCAUCGAUGAGGCCACUAAUGACACAGUGAGAGAAUGCGCAGAGAGUUCGGCCACAUCCUAUUUCUGGUUUCGGAAAGCUCUGAACAUCACAAAUUCCAUCGAGGAAUCGGGAGAGUUUAAUUCCGUCAUGACGGGCUGCUUAUUGGCCGCGUGGACCAUCGUCUCCUUGGCCAUGAUUAAAGGCAUCAAGUCGUCUGCAAAGGUGAUGUACUUCUCCUCGGUCUUUCCCUAUGUGGUGCUCUUCAUUUUCCUCAUCAGAGGCGUGACAUUGGAUGGAGCAAUAGAAGGAAUCACGUAUAUGUUUUAUCCCAGGCUGGAGAUUUGGGGGAACAUGCAAGUAUGGCGGCAGGCUGCUACUCAAGUGUUUUUUGCCCUGGGGUUGGGCUACGGCUCCGUCAUUGCGUAUUCCUCCUACAAUCCGGUCCAAAAUAACUGCCACAGAGACGCUCUGAUGGUGUCGGCCAUCAACUUCAUGACGUCCGUCCUGGCCUCGCUGGUUGUUUUUGUCAUCCUGGGUUUCCGGGCCAAGAACAUCGCCAAGGACUGCGUGGCUGAAAACGUUGGCCUCCUAAGCAACACGUGGAUCCAGGAGGACCAUCACGGCUGGCCGAGGUUCAACGUGAGCGAGCCGACCUCCGUGUCUGUAUCGGACUACAGAGAGUGGUACGGCCACUAUGGAUCCUCCAUGGGUCUCAACGUUACCGACUGCAAUCUGGAGGAGGAGAUGAAAAAGGGAGUGGAAGGCACAGGCUUGGCUUUCAUCGCGUUCACUGAGGUGAUGGCUCUGUUCCCAGCCAGUCCCUUUUGGUCAGCGCUAUUCUUCCUCAUGCUGCUCAACUUGGGCAUGAGCACCAUGUUUGGGACCAUGCAGGGAAUUCUCACGCCUCUCAUGGACAAUUUCCAGCUGCUGGGACGCCACCGCACCUUACUCACUGUGUGCAGCUGUGCUUUGGGAUUCCUGCUAGGACUUCUGUUCACUCAGAGAUCGGGGAACUACUUUGUGGCCAUGUUUGACGACUACUCGGCCACGCUGCCUUUAGUCAUUGUUGUCAUCUUUGAAACCAUCAGCGUCUCCUGGGUUUAUGGCACUGAUCGCUUCCUUGACGAUAUUGAAGACAUGCUGAAAUGGCGCCCUCCAGUGGUGUACAAAUAUCUUUGGAAAUAUGUGUGUUUACUGGCCAUGAUUGGUCUUCUGGCUGCCAGUUUAUUGAGAAUGGUCUUCAAAGGGCCCACAUACACCGCCUGGAAUGAAAGCACGGCCUCUGAGAUGACUUUGGAAUACCCGAGCUGGGCUCUGGCUAUGAUCGUGCUCCUCAUCGUCUUUGCCAGCCUGCCGGUACCCAUCGGAUACAUAUAUUCGACACUGCAGAACCGCAGGCUUCUUGGCGCCGACCUCGUGGAGGGCGAUGGCAAGGAGGUCAACCGUGACUUAUACGUCAAGUGCAGUUCCGUCGAACAGCUGGAUUUCAACUCCCACCAAGCGGCCACAGAAGAAGACGCCGUCUGUCCCAGGACGGCGUUCCUGCCGGUGGGCAGCGAACACUACCACCUCUUGCCCCAGCAGGAGGACGAGGAGGAGGACGGGGAGGAGCAGGACACUGGAGUGUGAGGAUAUGAGGGCCCGUCAGGGUAGAAGAUAGUUUUCAAGUGUAGGUCUUCGGCGAGCAAAGAAGCGAGACCUGGGCGCAUGACUAGCAUGCUGCCUUAAAAGACAAUUAAAGGAGCUGCUAUGACUGGCCAUGAUUGUGAGCACCCACACUACAGCGCAGCACUCCCUCUCUCAGGUCUGGCGGCCUGCAUCUGUGAAAUGACCAAUAUUGGGUCAAAGCCACCUCCUAUUCCUCUUGUUGAAGUUUUAUUGAGCAUUUUCAUUUGCUAAGAGUGAUCUUGAUCAUGUCUGGGCCGAUGUGCAUGGCAGUUUAUACUUGUAGACGUAAUAACUGGAGUGCAAAUGAACUUCUUACGUUUCUCCUCCUAUGUUGAUAGUGUCAAUUUAAUUAUUCCUGUUGUAUAGAUGUAGAUUUUAUUAAACAAUUUUGAAUUG